Durusdinium trenchii is the source of this 1314-nucleotide messenger RNA. The record is from the annotation of a GenBank genome assembly. NCBI's taxonomy places the organism in Eukaryota, Dinophyceae, Suessiales, Symbiodiniaceae.
AUGUGGAAUACAGGCAUCCGGCAGCUGACAGGCAAAGGCUAUAUGCAGUCCGCUUCAGCUUAUCCAGGUCUUCGCGCGGCCGGGCUCCAGGUCUUCUUCCCGGCCAAGCUCCUUCAGGGCCUCCAACCUCUUAUGGGCCGACAUAUCCACAGCCCUCGCAGCCCAGUGAGGUGCCGCAAACCUCUUGGGAGGGCGGAGAGAUCGGUGGAGGAGAGACAGUUGUGGCUACCAGCAACUCAUGGUCAGGAGGAGAACAACAGUGGAGUCAGGAUGGUGGUUAUGCACACAAUACACAGCCAGCCCAAGCUCCACAAGCUGCAGAUUGGAAUCAAGGAGCGCAAGACAAUGGCUGGAACCAGGGAGGACAAGAUAAUGGAUGGAGUCAACAAAAUCAAGCCGGUGGCGAUGCCGCUUGGGGAAACUGGUCUGGCACACAGCAGCCUGCGCAGCAGCCUGCACAGCAGAAUGAUAGCUGGGGCAAUUGGGGUGGCUCUGCAGCCCAGACAGCACAGUCUUGGGAGGAUGCAGAGAAGAGACGUUGGGAAAACUAUUGGAAGGAUUUCAAGGAGGCUCAGGACUACUAUGUGGAGAGGGGGGGUUCCCCCAGGAACUAAUGUGACCGCCGAUCCUUUCCACGGGCAACGAGAAGCGCGAGCCACUGGUGAAGACUUUGAUCUUUACGACUCGGUCUCGGUGAACGUCACCGGCACGGGCGCGGAAUGCUUGCCCAGUCUCACGACCUUCCAAGACAUGUUCGACCGCUUUUCGGAUAAGAUUCCAAAAACGCUUCAUGACAACAUGAAGCAGUGCGGUUUUGUACGCCCCACGCCGGUGCAAAAGUAUGCGAUCCCCGCCGGACUGGAAGGUCGCGAUGUCAUGUGUUCCGCGCAGACGGGCAGCGGCAAGACCGCGGCCUUCCUGAUUCCCAUGCUCGCGAGCAUGAUCAAGAACCACCAUGCCAUCGGAGAUCUGGAGACGCCCUUCACUGGUCCGUGCAAACCCGACACACUCAUCUUCUCGCCCACCAGAGAGCUUUGUAUCCAGACCUACGAGGAUGCCUUGAGAUUUUGCUAUCAGACCUCGCACAGAUGUACGCGCGUGUAUGGCCAAGAGAGCGCCAAGCGCCAGAUCGCCGAGCUGGCCAAAGGUGCCGAUCUCAUUGUCGCGACCGUGGGGCGACUCUACGACUUCGUAAAAGCUGGGAUCAUCAACGUGGAGGAAGUGAACUGCUUGGUGCUCGAUGAGGCCGAUCGCAUGCUGGACAUGGGCUUCGAGGUGCAGAUCAAAGAGAUUGCCUUUUGGAGAGCGGUUUAG